This is a messenger RNA of Capsicum annuum, 2122 nucleotides long. Its product is annotated as very-long-chain aldehyde decarbonylase CER1. Gene Ontology annotation, molecular function: iron ion binding; oxidoreductase activity. The transcript is spliced from 10 exons. The coding region runs from base 95 to 1972 and encodes 625 amino acids. Gene Ontology annotation, biological process: lipid biosynthetic process. The record is from RefSeq and is a predicted model, not a curated record. NCBI's taxonomy places the organism in Eukaryota, Viridiplantae, Streptophyta, Magnoliopsida, Solanales, Solanaceae.
CAGGGCGGCUAGAGGAUACAAACAAGAGAUGGAGGCUAUAUAAUAAAGAAAGCUGGACAAAGGUAACUGCAAGUACUGAGCAAACACAUAAUUAAUGGCUUCUAAACCUGGUAUUCUCUCAGAAUGGCCAUGGACAAAACUUGGCAAUUUUAAGUACUUGGUAUUGGCACCAUUUGUUGCUCAUAGCAUAUACGUAUACUCGAGGGAGAGGGACAUCGGAUACUUGCUCAUAUUCCCGUUACUACUCUCGAGAAUUAUUCACUAUCAGAUAUGGAUAUCCCUAUCGCGAUACAGGACUACUAAGGGUAAUAAUCGGAUUGUUGAUAGGAGUAUUGAAUUUGAGCAAGUUGACAGAGAAAAAAACUGGGAUGAUCAAAUCAUAUUUAAUGGGCUAUUAUACUAUUUUGGAUAUUUGAAGAUGGAACAAGUUCAUCACUUGCCUCUAUGGAGGACUGAUGGGAUGAUUAUAACUGCAUUGAUGCAUAUUGGUCCUGUUGAGUUUAUCUAUUACUGGUUUCACAGAGCUUUGCACCACCAUUUUCUCUAUUCUCGUUAUCAUUCUCAUCACCACUCGUCUAUGGUUACCGAGCCCAUCACUGCAUUUAUUCAUCCGUUUGCUGAGGUCGCAGCAUAUUAUGCCAUCUUUACGGUUCCUGCAAUCGCAACAGAAUACACUGGGACUACUUCUGUAGCUUCAUUUGCACUUUAUGUUACUUUUACUGAUAUAAUGAACAACAUGGGACAUUGCAACUUUGAGGUCAUUCCGAAGUGGAUAUUCUCGAUCUUUCCACCUCUCAAAUACUUGCUAUAUACGCCCUCGUACCACUCACUACAUCAUACUCAAUUCAGAACAAAUUAUUCUCUGUUCAUGCCAAUAUAUGACUAUAUAUUUGGUACAGUCGACAAGUCAUCAGACACAUUGUAUGAAAAGUCGCUUGAGAAAAAAGCAGAAGUGCCUGAUGUGGUGCACCUUACACACCUAACAACGCCACAAUCGAUCUAUCAUCUCCGACUAGGAUUUGCAUCUUUGGCCUCGAACCCUCACACGGCCAGCUCUAAGUGGUAUUUGUGGUUAAUGUGGCCUGUCACGCUAUGGUCAAUAAUGAUUACUUGGAUUUAUAGUAACACAUUUGUUGUCGAGAGGAAUUUGUUCAAGGAUCUCAAAUUACAAACUUGGGCUAUUCCAAAGUUUCGCAGACAAUACUUCAGCCAAUGGCAAAGAAAAAGUAUUCUUAAUUUGAUCGAGAAAGCCAUCAUGGAAGCAGAUCAGAAAUGCAUAAAGGUGUUGAGCCUCGGACUCUUAAAUCAGGACGAGAAAUUGAACAACAAUGGUGAAGUUUACGUAAGGAAGCAUCCUGAGCUGAAAGUGAAAGUGGUAGACGGAAGCAGCCUAGUUGUUGCUGUGGUUCUCAACUCCAUUCCUAAAGGAACUUCCCAAGUGGUGCUUCCAGCCCAUCGCUUGUCUAAAGUUGCUUACUCCAUUGCUCUCGCCUUGUGCCAACGAGGAAUUCAGGUUGUCAUGUUAGAUGAAGAGGAGUACGAGAGACUUAAAGAAAAGUUUACCCCUGAGGAUGCAACUAACUUGAUCUUGUCGGGAAGCACCGGUGUUUCAAAGACGUGGCUAGUAGAAGAUGGAUUGAGUGAAGAGGAACAAUUCAAAGCACCAAAAGGAACAUUAUUUAUUCCUUAUUCGCCAUUCCCACCAAAGAAAGCUCGCAAGGAUUGCUUCUACUUCAACACACCAGCCAUGAUUAGUCCCAAACAUCUACAGAAUGUCGACUCUUGUGAGAAUUGGCUGCCGCGAAGAGUGAUGAGCGCGUGGAGAAUAGCUGGAAUUUUGCACGCGAUUGAAGGUUGGAACGAGCACGAGUGUGGUAACAUGAUGUUUGAUAUUGACAAAGUAUGGAAAGCUAGUCUUGAUCAUGGUUUUUCCCCAUUAACCAUGUCUUCUGCUAUUGAGUCCAAGGCUUAGAAGUAUGGAUUGUUUCUACCAAGAUCAUAUCUUGGAUCAUUGGUGACUUCGAAGUUCGUAGAAAUGAGUUGUCAUUUACUAUUUUGUCCUCAAUGUAAUAGAAAAUAAUGGUCAAAAACCACAUGAAAUAUCACUUUUUUUUUGCGAGUC